AUGAGUUUGACUGUGUUGCUCUUGCUCCCAGCUCUCUUGAUUUGCUUAGUCUCGGCUUCGGCUUCCGAUGACUACACCAUUCCUGUUGGGGUGGAGACUUGCGUAGAGACUGACCCUUCCUUUGGGCUGGUCUCUGGCUUUCAGAGUAUCUGUAUCACGCCGCAUCGUUCUGACAAACUGACAUGGACGGCCACGAGAAAUGGGGAGACUUGUGAGUACAGCCGCAAGUACAACAGUGGCAUCUGUUACGAGUACCAUAACGACCAUGUGGAGUCUGUCCCUGGGUACAAGCUCCGAUGUCAAGGUCUGACAAUCAAGGUAUGUGGGAAGACUCCCGCGGACCUUACUGCGUCUGUCGUGGCCCACAAGUCAGGCAGCGCCCACAAGUCAGACAGCGACGAAGACAAUCCCAUUGGCGCCAUCUUUGGUUUCAUGUUGAUUGGCUUCUUCUUGUACAUCAGGUUCAGCAGGAGACCGGUUCAAGUUUUCAGGCCAAUCUACAAUCGGGUUCCAACUUCAGCUGCUACCGCUGGAACGGUAGAGCUUCCAGUGGCAGUCGCUGAGGUUUCAACUGAAGUUGAUGAUGACCACAUUCCAGUGGCUACAGCAACACCAGUGCACCCAACGAUGACAUCAAAUCAAAAGAAGCGGCCACCCACAAACAUCUCAUCUCACCUGUUGAAGAUUGACCCUCUAAUCAAAGAAAUCGUACAGGAAGCAAAGCAAGGAAAGCUAGUCACCUUUAUGGAAGCAAUGGAAAGCUAUCAUGGCGAAGGCUUGUGGGACACACGUUGUCGCUACGUCAGCAUUGCAGGUGACUAUCUGCAGUACCCGAGCAUCAAAAGUCCUACCGGUGAGGACGUGAGCGAGGACCUAUUUUGGCAAAACACCUUGAGAGCACUAGCACCACAGCUGGAUGAUUUGGAAGCCGGCAACAACAACACAGCUAAGGCUGCACUCUAUUGUCUUCGAGGGGAAUCUCUGAUAACGCUUGCGUGGAAACAUCGAGGCUGCGGGUGGAGCCACACCGUCACAUCUACGCAGCGACAAAAAAUGCACCAAUGCUUGGAGAAGGCCAGAACUAUCCUGUUGGAAGCGGCUGCAUUGGAUCCGAGGGAUCCAACACCGUAUGCCAUCUUGCAGAAUGUGGCCUUGGGAUUGUCUGGCAGAGCAGCUGGUCAAGAGUGGCUACAACGAGCCCUCCAUCGAGACUCCUGCAAUUUUCGUGCUUUGACCACUCAUUCCUAUCUCCUCAGCCGCAAAUGGCAUGGCGUGUCCGACUAUGAAUGCAUUGACUUUGCUAGAAAGUUUGUGGCUGAUCACCCACGUAAACAUCCGGUUCAACUGCUUUUGAUUUCGGUCUUGCACAUGCAAUACACUGAUCCGGCAUGGUCAGCAAGCCGGAAACGGCAACUGAUUGAAGCUCCAUGGGUCAGAGAGACAACGCUCGACAUAUUCCGAAAUGUAUACACCAACCAAUCGCAUCCGCCAAUACAUAGCUUUGUCCGCCGCGAAAUGUACGACAAGAUGGUCCGGUGGCUCGAAUGCUGUGUCAAUGCUGGAGUGCUGCCGACGCACAUUCUGGGUGAAGCAAAGCGGUUACCAAACCGACCGCCGCCUGCUGCUCAACAAACCCAUCAACGUCCCCUGAAACAAGUGGAUACUAUGACAAUUCGAGAGCUAAAGAUGGAAUUGGAAAUCUAUGGGAUUUCUGCACGGCAGUUCGUCGAAAAACCAGAUUUGAAAGGAGCAGUAGUGGCUGCCAGGAGAGCCAGAGGACUAAUAACUGAAUCAGCCACCAGUACUACAUCAGCUGCCGCUGUCGCAUCAGCCACCGGUACUACAUCAUCUGCCGCAAAAGCCGCUGCCACAUCUGCUGCCUUUGGUACCGUGGAGAGUGUGCCACCAUCCAUAAGCGAGCAGGUGCAGGCGCGAGAGCCCUGGCAACCCGGACCUGGAGAAUCGUGGAUGGAACCCAUAGACAUCGAGUGA
Messenger RNA from Seminavis robusta, 1992 nucleotides. Lineage: Eukaryota; Bacillariophyta; Bacillariophyceae; Naviculales; Naviculaceae. The record is from the annotation of a GenBank genome assembly.